Messenger RNA from Episyrphus balteatus (marmalade hoverfly), 994 nucleotides. RefSeq names its product plasminogen receptor (KT). Bases 288 to 749 code for a protein of 153 amino acids. NCBI's taxonomy places the organism in Eukaryota, Metazoa, Arthropoda, Insecta, Diptera, Syrphidae. Gene Ontology annotation, biological process: positive regulation of plasminogen activation. The record is from RefSeq and is a predicted model, not a curated record. Gene Ontology annotation, cellular component: plasma membrane. The transcript has 3 exons.
UUUUUGUAAUUUCCUAUUUGACUGCGCUCUCAAAUGCCAAUCCUUUCUACUGUUUUUGUUAUUUUUAUUAGUUUGAAAUUGUUACUUUACUGCCUCUAAUUGCUCUGUAGUUGUUCCAAAGUUGUGUUUAUUUUUGUGGGAAGAGCAAGAAAUAAUUGAAACAUGAUUCUUUGAAUCGAUUCCUGUGUAGACUGUGUGUCAAAACCUAGUUGUCUUACUUAUAAAACUUUUUUAAUCCAAAGUAAUAUUAAAAAGCAAGCGGUUAUCACUAUCAGUCUCGUACAAAAAUGGGUGGAGUGCAAUCUUCCACUACUAAUCAACAAAUUUCUUCCAAAAAAAACCAAGAAUCUAUAUCCGAAAUGAAUCGCAUAAAAAUGGAACGAUGGAUACAGAUGCAUUAUCAAAUAAAGGAACGUGAAUUAGCAGUAAGUUUAGCAAGGAAUCGUGAACUAUUCUUUUGGAUUACCGGAUUUUGUGCUACAUCAGUGAUAGCAUGUACCUCGUAUUACCAACGUGUAAGGCGAGUUACUGUCUUGGCACCUAUUCUACCAUUGACAUUUCUGGCAGCUUAUUAUGCAGAUUUGGCUUACGGCAGCAAGUUACAUCGAAUUAGAGCUGAGGCUGAUAUGAUAAUGCAACGUGAACAAGAGCAUUUACAAUGGCCAGGAGGUUUACCAACAGUUGCAAGUAUAGAUGAAGCGCGUGUCGAGGUCGAAAUGGAGAAAAAAAUGCACCCGCAUCCAUCAUAGAGUUUUUUUAUUUUAUUAUAUUUAUGUGAUGUUAUUUUAUAAAUUAGCAAUAUUCUAAAAGAAUAUCCGUAAUUAAAAGAUAGUAUGUAUUUAUGUAUACUAACCUUUCACUACUGCGUGUCUAAAAUAUUUUAAGGCAAUAAUUAUAAUUAAUAAGAAAAUCGAUAUAGCACAAAUUAAAAAAAUUAUAUGAAAUCUUGUUGUUGUUGCAAUUUAAUAAGUUUCAAUUUAUAAUUAAUUUUUUU